Messenger RNA from Monoraphidium neglectum, 231 nucleotides. RefSeq lists its product as hypothetical. The annotation marks the transcript as partial. NCBI's taxonomy places the organism in Eukaryota, Viridiplantae, Chlorophyta, Chlorophyceae, Sphaeropleales, Selenastraceae. The transcript has a single exon. The record is from RefSeq and is a predicted model, not a curated record.
UGCCACGUCACCCACAAGCUGAUCGACAACCUCCGCCUCUUCCAUGAGAUGACCGGCCCCGUCUUCGACGGCGCCGCGCCGCCGCUGGACCCGUCCGUCCCGCUGCCCCCGGCACUGCAGCUGCGCCUGGAGCAGCUGCGCGGGCCGGGGGGCGGUGUCGGCGGCGUGGGGGGGUUUGACGGCUUCAGGGACUGGCGGCCGCGCGGCGAGGGCGAGGGGGAUGCGGCGUGA